ACGCUUCGAGGGUGGUGCGCGCCAGCCUCCAGCUUUCCCACUCGCUCUGCCGAAGUUCGCCCACUCCCGCCUAUAGCUUCCUCACGUAGCCUUCUCCCCGCCCUAGCACCCCUCUCUUGAAGUCCAUGGGCUCCCUCCUCCAGCUUCACCACUAAGUCUCCCCGCCUAGCACCCUUCUCCUGAAAUCCAUGGACUCUUGCCUCCCAUUUAGUUCCCCUUCCUCUGCACAACAUCCUUCUCCCAAAGUCCAGAAUCCCUCCUCCAGUUCCCCCACUUAACCUCCUCCCCUACGGUACCCCGCUCCCUGAAAUCCACGGACUCCCUGCCCUCCUCUAGCUUCCUCACCUAGACUUCCCACCCCCAGUCCUAGCACCCCACUUCCGAAGUCCACGAACUCCGGGAAAUUCCGCUUGGGGGUCUGGCGCCAGCACAGGUGUCCGAGGUCAUAAUUCAGUGCAGACCACAAGAAAGGUUACAAAAUGUCAUACAGACGAGAACUAGAAAAAUACCGGGAUCUGGAUGAAGAUAAAAUCCUAGGAGCACUAACAGAAGAUGAGCUUAGGACACUAGAAAAUGAAUUGGAAGAACUAGACCCUGAUAAUGCACUAUUGCCUGCAGGACUGAGACAGAAGGAUCAGACCACAAAGCCACCUACAGGCCCAUUUAAAAGAGAUGACCUUCUGGAUCACUUGGAAAAGCAAGCUAAAGAAUUUAAGGAUCGAGAAGAUCUGGUCCCCUACACAGGAGAAAAAAGAGGGAAAGUGUGGGUCCCCAAGCAAAAGCCAAUUGAUCCUGUUCUGGAAAGUGUAACGCUAGAACCAGAGUUAGAGGAGGCUCUGGCCAAUGCGUCUGAUGCAGAACUGUGUGACAUCGCAGCUAUUCUUGGCAUGCAUACUCUGAUGAGCAACCAGCAGUACUAUGAGGCUCUUGGAAGCAGCUCCAUAGUAAAUAAAGAAGGCCUAAACAGUAUUAUUAAGCCAACACAAUAUAAACCAGUUCCUGAUGAAGAACCAAAUUCAACAGAUGUAGAGGAAACCCUGGAACGAAUAAAGAAUAAUGACCCCAAACUUGAAGAAGUCAAUCUCAAUAAUAUCCGGAACAUUCCCAUACCGACUCUAAAGGCGUAUGCAGAAGCACUGAAGGAAAAUACAUAUGUGAAGAAAUUCAGCAUUGUAGGAACAAGGAGUAAUGAACCCGUCGCAUAUGCACUAGCUGAAAUGCUGAAGGUUAAUCCUGUAUUGAAGAGCCUUAAUGUGGAAUCAAACUUCAUUUCUGGAUCUGGUAUCCUGUCCCUGGUAGAAGCCCUUCAGCACAAUACUUCAUUGACGGAACUGAAAAUUGACAACCAGAGCCAGCCCCUGGGAAACAAGGUGGAAAUGGAGAUUGUGAGCAUGUUGGAACAAAAUACAACUCUUUUAAAAUUUGGAUAUCAUUUUACACAGCAAGGCCCUCGGCUCCGGGCUUCUAAUGCCAUGAUGAAUAAUAAUGACCUUGUGAGGAAGAGGAGGCUGGCGGACUUGACCGGGCCCAUUAUUCCCAAGUGCCGAAGUGGCGUGUAGUUUGUGGAGCUGGAGACUAUGCCUUUAAAUAGGAUAUCUGCUGAGAGUUUGUGCUGUAUGAGAGAACCUAUAGAAAAAACAAAACAAAAACACCCGCACAGUGUAUUUUUUGUGGUUCAGUUCUGUAUUGCAUCUUUAUGCACUAAAUGUUUUAAGUUAACUAGUGGUUGUAGUUGAAGAUUUUACAAAAUGUGGUUAAUGUGAAGUUUUCUUUAGUCAUAGAAAUUCAAGAUGGUUAUUUUUUAAAAACCUGCUGAUUUCAUGGAAGAAUACAUAAUAGUACCAAAGCAACUUAACCCCACAAUAAUGUUUAUAUUCUCUUCCUGGGUGGUGUUUGGGGUACAUUUAGGUUGUGUUAUGCAUGAACAAACAACAAACUGUCCCACUGGUUUUAGAAGCAUUAUAAAAUACUUUAUUUUAAAACUUGAUCUCAAAUCUCUAGCAAAUAUAACAAUUUAAUAGUCAUUGUUAUGAUUCUUUUUAAUUUUAAGAAUUUAAUUUCAGAAUUGCACUCAACAUGUGGAAGAGCUCAAAAACAUGGAGAGUUUCUAAUUCCUCUAGAAAGGCAGGAGCGGUAAGGCCACAGAUUCUUAACAGCAGUCACAGUUAUUGAAAAACACAAAACAAAACAAAGAGGUUUUUUGAGUGUUUGGAAGUGAUUUUUAAAAUCUGUAUUAUAAAGUUCAGUCUCCAAAUCUGCCUCUUUCUUUCUCAACCCCAAUUCUUCUUUAAUUUUUCUUUAAUAAAAACAACUUUUAUGCAUUUACCAAUUAACAUUUAAGUUAGAAAAGAUUUUCCCCCUUUAUUAAAUGUCAGUUUUAUGAUAGAGAAGAAAACCUGUAGACAAAUAAAUUCUUUACAUUACGUAAUGCUGAAGGCUAGAUGGAUGAACAAAAAGUGGAAUGAUAUAACAGACAACCUAGGAAUAAACAUCCACAGAUUUUAUGGUGGGAAAGCUUAUAGACAACCUACAUCUAACCUUUCCUUUAUCUAAACAAAUGACCACUUGAUCUGAUUCCAGGUAUAAAGUUAAAUUUUGAAAGACAACACCAUCCUUUAGGUCUAGAUAUGUAAAAAAUGGAAAAUAGGAAGAACCUGGCUAAACUAUAUAACAACAUGUAGGCUAACUGGGAACAUUUCUGAAUGUCUGCUGGUUUUGUCACAUUGUGCAUCUCUAGGGAUCAAGCAAAAAUGGUUCUUAAACAAACCUCCUAUCCCAUCAAUAGAAAUAAUGCAAAGCCCAGAAGACCUUGUGCCUUUUAAUAUGCCAUAGUGCCAACUAAACUAAUAUUUUUAUUGCCUUUGGAAAGACUUAUAAUUUGUGAUUUAGUAACUCUUAAGAUAAGAGCAUGCCAAAAAAAGCUGAAGAGUUCAGAAUGGCUUGCAGAAUUCUGAGAAAAGGGAGGGGUUAUUUUUGUUUCAGUGGCUUUUGAAGAAAAAUACUUUAUAUAUUUAUAUAUAUAUUUGUAUUUAUUUAUCUAUAGUACAAGGUCAUAACAGAUGGAGCCAGAAUAUUAUCAUUAUGGGAAGAAUGUAUAUUGAGCCUCAAAAGAUGGCCCAGAAAGAGCACCAUUCUGCAGGGAAUUGUUGAAACCACUCUUAAUCACUGUAAGCUACAAUGUAACAUUAAAUCAGUUGGUCUUAUGA
Messenger RNA from Phascolarctos cinereus (koala), 3206 nucleotides. The record is from RefSeq and is a predicted model, not a curated record. Lineage: Eukaryota; Metazoa; Chordata; Mammalia; Diprotodontia; Phascolarctidae.